AUGGCGCUGGUAGUGUCCAUCCUGAGCGCGCUCUUGCUGACGCACGUAUGCACAGGUGACAAGUCCUGUGAGAUCUGGUCCAGCGCUGGUCUUGUGGUGCAGAGAAAUUCAACAUUUCAGGUUUACUGCACUUUUAAAUUCAACUGCAAAGGCUCCAUGUACAGCGGGCACCGCCCAUUAGUCCAGUUCCACAGGAAACACAAUGAGACCACCAUUUACCUGGACGUGGCCCACCUGUCUGACCACCGCACCUUCAGCUGUAACUGUGACGACCCCAGUAGCAACACGGACCCCUGCGGGCUGGACAUUUUAGCAGGAUAUCCUCCUGAUCGGCCUGCCAACUUUUCCUGUGUUCACCAGAUUUCAGAAUUUAACCAUUCUUCUACUGUUGAAUGCAAGUGGGCCAGUGGACGGCAAACAUACAUAAGAAGUAACGCAAAAUUAUGGGUCAGGACUUUCAGCCACAACACAUCAGGAGCAGACGAAGUGUCGAGUGUCUCUGCUAAAGGCUCUUCUUCUGUGGCGGCGAGUUUCACUGUGGACACUUCUGUUCAGGUCGUCUCUGUUUGGGCCAGUGUCACAAACCAGCUGGGCUCUGCUCAAACUCACCAAAAGAAUUACACACUGAGUGACAUCAUGAUGCCGCCUGUCCCCGCGCCGCCUCAAGUCCACUGUUGGUCCAGGAACUGUUCCAUUAAAGUUCAGCAGAAAGUCCAGACCUUUGCACUGAACAUUGACUACAGAGACGUAGAAGAGGAGCAGUGGACGCCUCAUCCAAAUGUGUCCAAUGGUUUGGUCGAGUCACUGCAGCCCUACACACUGUACCAAUUCAGAGCAAGGUCGAAGUUUGCAACAGGACUGUGGAGUGACUGGAGCAGGCCUGUCUCCGUACGGACUCAAGAAGAAGCUCCUGAGCGUGCACUGGACGUGUGGUAUGCUGUCGAUCCCAGGACAGAGUCCAUGAGAGUCUACUGGAAGAAACUGCCCUUGUAUGUUGCUCACGGAAAGAUUUUGGACUACACCAUCACAGUGUAUCACCAAAACUCAGUCCAAACUCUCAAUGGGAGCUCAGAUAAACAAAACAUCUCAGUGCCCUUAUGUUCAGAUUGUGACGUCACAGUGAGCGCCCGCAACACCAAAGGGCACUCUCCUCCUGCCAACAUCACCAUCCACACCUCUGAAGCUAAGGACGUCCUUGUGCCGGUGAUAAACAAGAACAAUGUCACCCUCUGCUGGAGACAACAUGCAAGUGCAGCUCUUCCCCUUGACUGUGUGGUUGAAUGGUUUCCCAGAGGGCAGAAACUGGAGAAAAUGCAGUGGCUGAGGAUAAGCGGAAACAGCAGUCAGGUUGUCAUCACAGAUAUGGAGCCAUUUCAAUGCUAUGAAGGAUCUGUGUAUGUUUUCUAUAGUGACAAGUCCAUGGAUAGACUUAGGUUUUCUGAUAUCAGCAUCGCAGAUUUAGCCCCCACAGCUGGGCCCUCUGUGGAGAGACUUGUCGAGGGAACGACAGUCAACGUGAACUGGUCUGAGCCUGACGUGGGACAACACAAAGGCUGCAUCACCACAUACACCAUUUACUUAGAGAACAGUAGCAGAUUCGUGACCACCUAUAAUGUAUCAGCCUCACUUAGGUUUCACGUCAUUAGUGGCCUGUCUCCAGCGGCCUACAGCAUUUGGAUGACGGCCUCCACUGCUAAAGGAGAAGGCAAACCAGGUCAAAAAAUCAACUUCUUCAUCCAACAAGAUUCUCAAAUGGCUCUCAUUGUCAAAUUGGCGCUUCUUGCUGUUUUCAUGUUGUUUAUACUCUGUGCUUGCCAUAUUCCGGCAGUAAAGGAAAGGAUGUGGGUGUAUCUCCAGUAUUUCAUGCCUGAUAUUCCCGACCCUGCAAACAGUAAAUGGGCAAAAGAUUGUCUAAAAGAGAAGGACGUGAGUCUCCAUCCUCAGCUCAGCACCACCACAGAGACGGAGGAGGAGGACCUAGUUUGUGUGCAGAUCCAGGAUUUGCCGCGGCCUCUGCUCUCCCCCCAGACCAGCCUGACCUCAGACACAGAUCUCAGGCCUCUUUACCCAGAGAUCAUCUACAUCACAAGCCUCUCACACGAGUCGGACUGUUCGGGGCACACUCAGACGAUCUCCCUGGACACAAACGACUAUAUGUCCUCUCACGGGACAGAGGCCAUGUCUGAGGCGGAGGACAAUGAGGAUUUCAACACCUUUUUCCCAAGUCACAGUUACUUCCCAGAGCAACUUGAUUUUGGACCAAAGUUGACUCUUGACGCAGUGAGAAUUGGCGGAGGCGAUUUCUUUUCACUAGCCAGUUGA
Messenger RNA from Knipowitschia caucasica, 2322 nucleotides. Lineage: Eukaryota; Metazoa; Chordata; Actinopteri; Gobiiformes; Gobiidae. The record is from the annotation of a GenBank genome assembly.